AUGGGAGACCUGUUGUGUGUAAGUGCUGUCAGAGCAGGAUGCUGCAGCUGCUGUUCAGAGGGAAGGGGCUCCCAACCUAUCCCGGGCCUUCAGCACACGGAUGCAGCGUCCACAGUAGAGCAGAGACCAGGCAUGCCCUUUGGAGCUGCCACAUCCUAUGUACAUCUAGAGAAGCUGUGUGAAGGAUCCUGUGCCACUGUGUACAAAGGGAUCAGCAGGAUCAAUGGCCAGUUGGUGGUGCUGAAAGUGAUCCGGCUGGAGGCAGAGGAGGGAGUGCCCUUUACAGCCGUUCGGGAAGCUUCUCUUCUCAAGCAUUUGAAACAUGCCAAUGUUGUACUGCUUCAUGACAUUAUCCAGACCAAGGAGACACUAACAUUUGUCUUUGAGUACAUGCACACAGACCUAGCACAGUACAUGGGCCAGCAUCCCGGAGGACUUCAUUCGUGCAAUGUUAUGCUUUUCAUGUUCCAGCUUUUGCGUGGCCUGGCUUACAUCCACCAACAACACAUUCUUCACCGUGAUCUGAAACCCCAGAACUUGCUCAUCAGUUGCCUUGGUGAGCUCAAAUUAGCAGACUUCGGCCUUGCUCGUGCCAAGUCCAUCCCCAGACAGACAUACUCCUGUGAAGUGGCAGCACUCUGGUACCGUCCUCCUGAUGUGUUACUUGGAGCUACAGAUUAUUCUUCUGAUCUAGAUAUCUGGAGUGCAGGCUGUAUAUUUGUUGAAAUGAUCCAGGGGCAGCCAAUAUUUGCAGGAACUUCUGGUACUCAUGAACAGCUGCUGAAGAUCUGGGAGGUAUUGGGGGUCCCAACUGAGGACACCUGGCCAGGACUUUCCAAGCUCCCCAACUAUGACCCAGAACUGGUUGCUUCCAGGAGACCUCAGAGACUCCGAGUCAUCUGUGACAGGCUGAGCAGGGUGCCAGGAGCGGAGGAUUUGGCCUCCAAGAUGCUUACAGCCUUCCCCCGAGGCCGGAUCUCUGCGCAACAUGCGCUUCUUCAUGGCUUCUUCAGCCCUCUGCCUCCUCAGCUCUACCAGGUUCCUGCUGGACAAUCAGUGCUCACAGUUCCAGAAGUGAGACUGCAACCUGAAAUGUGUGACCUCUUUGUUUCUUACCGAAAAGGCCAUCUCUCACAAGGUUCAAGCAAGUUUUGGUAGAAGCAAAGAUGAUUAACUAACUCUUGGGUAAGCACGUAGUUGCCACUGCCAAAGCUGCUGCCAUCAUCCUUAGCACAUGAAUUCCUUUGUGUACUGAAGGUGGGAAAACAGAACUGAUACCCAGGGCUGGAUGACCACAUCCCAGGCUGAAGACAAAGUGGGAAACCUCACAUUCAGAGAGAAGAGAUCAGCAAGCCAAUAGCCCACAAUGCUUGGUGGUAUCAUGGGAGGUUUGGGUUUGUUUCAUCAUAUUCCCAAGACUCAGAUGGAUGCCUCCUCUGAUGCCUCCCCAGUCAAAAUAUUGCUUCAUUUCUCCAUUGCUUAAACUGACCAAAUUGUUUUGUUUGCCUUUGUC
This is a messenger RNA of Strigops habroptila (Kakapo), 1513 nucleotides long. RefSeq names its product cyclin dependent kinase 15 (gene CDK15). Gene Ontology annotation, biological process: protein phosphorylation. The record is from RefSeq and is a predicted model, not a curated record. Gene Ontology annotation, molecular function: cyclin-dependent protein serine/threonine kinase activity; cyclin binding; ATP binding. The coding region runs from base 1 to 1158 and encodes 385 amino acids. Lineage: Eukaryota; Metazoa; Chordata; Aves; Psittaciformes; Psittacidae. Gene Ontology annotation, cellular component: cytoplasm; cytosol; nucleus. The transcript has 12 exons.